CAAUCAAAAGUCGGUCCUCCUUUCUUUUUCGCUGACCCGUCAGCAAGUUCCGCCUGCACAGGAGAACCCGAGUUGGUCGUGUUUCGUCACCGGACCCGCCGGCAUCCGCCUCCAAGAGUCGAUUCCGCAUUCCGUCGCCUUCGUCGCGAGUGUCACUUCACACCUCGAAUAACCGGGUUUCGCCGUCGCGCUUUGUUUUCGUUGAUUCCGGGAUGGCCGCCUGUACGGAAGUGCUGAAGCGCGAGUUUCCCUCGAUCGACGGCGAGCUGCUGACGUACGUGGAGGAUGUGCUGCAGAGCGGUGCGGAUGAGUUCGAGAAUGGGGAGGAGGUUUACGAGGCCAUCGGCGCGAUUCUGCACGAAGUGUCCCAGGAGAAGAGCGAGGAGGACAUUAAAGAGAUCUGUGAUAUUUUCCUGGAUUUGUUGAAGCCACGGAGUAGGGGAGGGGAUACGGGGGGUGGGGGCGGUCGGAAGAUUUUGGGGGCGCCGAUUCAUUUGGGCGAGAUGGCCGCGUCGCAGGACGUCGUGCGGGAUGAUAUUCAGAGUAUUUGGGUGGUGCAGAGGGACGACAGCUUGAAGGUGGACUCGAAGAAGCUGGAGAAGGCCGAAGCGAAGAGGCAGCAAAAGCUGGAGAAGCGCGAACAAGUGGUCAAGGAUGGGAAGGCGGCUGCGGCGGGAGCGGCACCGGUUCUGCAGAUGGCCACGGCCUCGCAGGUGAUUAGUAAAAAGGACAACAAGAUGGAGGCGAAGGGCACGAACCGGUCGAUGGACAUCCGGAUCGAGAACUUUGACGUGUCGUUUGGGGACAAAAUGCUGCUGCAGAAUGCGGACUUGCUGCUGGCCACCGGUCGCCGGUACGGGUUCGUUGGACGGAACGGUCUCGGCAAGACUACGCUGCUGAAGAUGAUUUCCGGCAAGCAGUUGCAAAUUCCGAGUCACAUCACGAUUCUGCACGUCGAGCAGGAAGUCGUCGGUGACGACACGAUCGCCUUGGACAGCGUCCUGGAGGUUGACACCGUACGGACGGAGCUGCUCGCUCGGGAGAAGGAGCUCAACGCCCAAGUAAACGCCGGCUCGAACGACCCCGAGCUCAGCCACGAACUGUCCGAAGUCUACCAACAGCUGCAGCACAUCGAAGCGGACAAAGCCCCCGCCAAGGCGUCCAUCAUCCUGAACGGUCUCGGUUUCACCAAGGAAAUGCAAGCUCGCGCAACCCGGACCUUCUCCGGCGGUUGGCGAAUGCGUCUCGCCCUGGCCCGUGCCCUCUUCCAAAAGCCCGACCUCCUUCUACUCGACGAACCUACCAACAUGUUGGACAUCAAGGCCAUCAUCUGGCUCGAGAACUACCUUCAGUCCUGGCCGACGACCCUCCUCGUCGUGAGCCACGACCGCAACUUCCUCGACACGGUCCCAACCGACAUCCUCUAUCUGCACUCGCAGCGCAUCGAAGUCUACAAAGGAAACUACGAACAGUUCGACAAAACCCGAACCGAAAAGCACAAAGCCCAACGGCGCGAGUACGAAGCCCAGCUCGCCCAUCGAAACCACGUGCAAGAGUUCAUCGAUCGCUUCCGUUACAACGCCAACCGCGCCGCCAGCGUCCAAUCCAAGAUCAAAAUGCUGGAAAAACUCCCCGAGCUGAAACCCGUCGAGAAGGAGAUCGAAGUCACGAUCAAAUUCCCCGAGGUGGAACCCCUCAACCCCCCGGUCCUCCAACUCAACGAGGUCCAGUUCAAGUACUCCACCGAAAAGGUCAUCUUCACCAUGGUCAACCUGAGCGCCAACCUGGACUCGCGCAUCUGCAUCGUCGGCGAGAACGGUGCCGGUAAAACGACCCUCCUCAAAAUAGUGAUGGGCCUGCUCCAGCCAACCGGUGGCAUCGUCCACCCGCACCGCGGACUCCGUCUCGGCUAUUUCUCGCAGCACCACGUCGACCAGCUGGACAUGUCCGUCAACUGCGUGGAACUGAUGCAGAACGCCUACCCCGGGAAGCCAAUCGAAGAGUACCGGAGGCAGCUGGGAAGUUUUGGUGUUUCGGGGGAGCUGGCGAUGCAGGUGGUGGCGUCGCUGUCCGGAGGACAGAAGUCGCGCGUUGCGCUGGCCAAAAUGUGCAUGGGCAGGCCGAACUUCCUGGUGCUGGACGAACCGACGAAUCACUUGGACAUUGAGACGAUAGAGGCGCUCGGGAAGGCGAUCAACAAGUACAAUGGUGGCGUCAUCCUGGUCUCCCACGACGAGCGCCUCAUCCGGAUGAUCUGCAAGGAGCUGUGGGUGUGCGGCGGCGGCACCGUCCGCACCGUCGAGGGCGGCUUCGACGAGUACCGGAAGAUUGUGGAGCGCGAGCUGGAGGCCGCGGCGGCGUGAUUUUGCCACUGAACAACAACAACAAUACUACAACAUGUAUGAUUAUUACUUGCUUAUUCAGAGAUCAUUUUUGGCCCCGCCUUCAAGGACAACAAUUAUCGUGGACGUACUCUCACAACAUAUUAUUAACUAGGAGCGCAAGAAAAAAAAAACGGACGCAGGAACAAACAGUAAAAGCAAACAACAACAACCAUUCUUAUACAGUGUACACGAGAAAGGUAAUA
Molecule: messenger RNA, 2587 nt
Organism: Culex pipiens pallens (northern house mosquito)
Lineage: Eukaryota; Metazoa; Arthropoda; Insecta; Diptera; Culicidae
Product: ATP-binding cassette sub-family F member 3
Exons: 3
Coding region: 213-2363 (716 amino acids)
Molecular function (GO): ATP hydrolysis activity; ATP binding
Source: RefSeq, a predicted model, not a curated record